CGCAGUACGCGAUCAUAAACUGCUUUUAAUAAUCACAACAUACAAUGCCACUGAAUGGAUAACAACUUAUUGGAAAUGCGGCGCAAUAUGGUAUAAUAUGCUUAUUUCAGCUGACCAACAUGUCAAAUCAACCCUUUACCUUCCCUCCUCCGCCGCCACCUCCGCCCAAACGAACAGCAGAAUCCUCCUAUCGAGAACACAAUAGUUUCCCGAAUAAUCGAGGCUCUUUCAGGGGCGCCGGCUCUUACAGAGGGGCUGGAAGAGGAGGUCGAGGAGGUUAUGGAAGCAAUCAAAAUGUACCCUUCUAUUCUUCCAAUAGACAUCAACAACCACAUUCGAAUAGGUCCUUUGACAAUAACGCACCUCGCAAUCCCGGGCCAAAUACUACACAUAAGAGAGACCACCAAACGGCUUUCAAUCAUGCGUAUCAACCAGGUCCGCGACCGACAGCUGCGCCAGCAGUCCCAAGUUUCAACGCUUCAAUCGAACACCUCCUCCCACGCAAGCCGGCAUCACAGCCUGCACCCCAGCCAUCUCCGCAGAUUCUAGAAAAGCCAAAGAAACAGAACCUGCUCGGCUUGACGCCUACCGGCCUUGACCACGAUUCAGAGCCCGAAGACGAUGAAGGCGAAGAGUGGCGGCUUGCCAGCCACACAAAAGUCUCGCACGGUUUGCAAAUCGAACACGACGGACAACAAAUUAUCCUACGAACACCGGCGGAAGUUGCGGCUUGGAUAGCGGAGAGAAAAAGGCGGUACCCGACACAGGCAAAAGUCGAAGCCGCCAAGAAAGAGGCCGAAGAGAAGAAACGGAAGCGACAGGAAGAGAAGGCGGCAAGGAUGGAAGCUGAACGACGGGCACGGGAGAAGGCAAUCGAGGCACGGAGGCUGCAACAAUCGGCAAAGGCGCAACAGAAGUCUCAGCAGCAGGACCGAAAUGUAAAGAAGUCCGAGGACAGCAACACCGACAUGGCGGCAAAGGCUCGACUGAAGGCGGAGAAGCUCAGAUUGAAAGCACUCAAAGCCCAGGAAAGAUUGGCCAAGGCAGAAGAAGCAUUACGGCUCACUCGAGAGACACCCGUUGCAGCGGCUACCAGCAGAACACUGGAGCAGCGUUCGCAAUCUGCAAACACUGACCAGAGGGGAGAACAGCGCCCGCAACCUGAGGCUACUGGUAGUACUUUAGAAUCAGAGCUGACAGAUUCGGAUGCUACUUCGUCUUCCGGUUCCUCCAAUUCAGGAUUGGACACAGAGGGUGAUUCGACAUCUGACAGUGCGUCCGAUUCUGAUUCUGCCCCAGAAGUCCUCAGUACGAAACGAGCCGCUCUUGAGCAUGAAAUCUCUGCUCCUCCUCCCAGGACAUUUGGUGCAUCAACUCCUCAGGUAUGCAGAGCAUUCGCCAGAUACGGUCGCUGUAAAUUUGGGUCGAAAUGUCGACAUUUGCACGAUAUUUCAAAACUCCCUGGCAGUAAGCGUUCGAAACGGAGCGUACUCCAGAGACCUGAUGCUUCAGGUUCAGGGAAUGCAAGGAGGAAGGGCCUGUGGCAAGUGAUGGUGGAGAAAGAGCAAGAAGAUGAAAGGAAAAAGCUGCUUGGAGCCAUCAUUACACUGGGAGAACGAGGUUGGCUGGACGAGCCCAGCUCAACUCUUGACAGUCAUGGAAAGGAUGGAGCUUCGAGGCCGAUGAACAUGGGGGAAGGGUUCACGUCACCCUGUGAAACCGCUUCGAGUGGUGUACCCCAAGCUUCAUAGUGAUAUACACCUGCAGAUAGCGGACGCCGCCACCACAGCAUAGAUGUCAUGCCGAGCAGAUUAGCCAAUCGAAUUGCUUGCUUUGA
Exophiala xenobiotica is the source of this 1837-nucleotide messenger RNA. RefSeq lists its product as uncharacterized. Bases 120 to 1751 code for a protein of 543 amino acids. Gene Ontology annotation, biological process: box C/D snoRNP assembly. Gene Ontology annotation, cellular component: nucleus. Gene Ontology annotation, molecular function: RNA binding; metal ion binding. Lineage: Eukaryota; Fungi; Ascomycota; Eurotiomycetes; Chaetothyriales; Herpotrichiellaceae. The record is from RefSeq and is a predicted model, not a curated record. The transcript has a single exon.